This is a messenger RNA of Esox lucius (northern pike), 846 nucleotides long. RefSeq lists its product as uncharacterized. The transcript is spliced from 7 exons. The coding region runs from base 102 to 677 and encodes 191 amino acids. Lineage: Eukaryota; Metazoa; Chordata; Actinopteri; Esociformes; Esocidae. The record is from RefSeq and is a predicted model, not a curated record.
AUUCCUUUUCAAAUGAAGAAACUAACAGAGAGGAACCGGACACAAAUAAUGAAAAUCUGAACAGAACACCAGCAGAAGAAAGUUUAGACCUGACAGGGUCAAUGGAGGCAUCCACCCCCCAGAGUACAGGUAGUGACAGGUCACAAGUUGAGUCUGGUCAUCAUCAACUGAAGAUGGAUCCAGUUGAACGUUAUGGAGGAUAUGAAAGCGGCAGACAGCCAGAAAAGAAUCAGUCAUUGCAUUGGUGCGAGGUUAAAGAGGAGGCUGAAGAAUGUGCAAUUCAGCAGAGCCAAAGGUCAUCUGUGUCACUACGAGUUGAAUCAUCCCAGGUGCUGCCUUCACCAGUACUAGUCAAAGAGGAGUCUGAAGAAACCUCCCUUCAGCCAGAAGAUAAAGAGAAAUCCUUAAUUACUGUGAAGAAGGAAGAGAAUGAAGACUGGUUAAAGUCAGAUGAUGAGGAUGUUGUGAAAGUGACUGUGCCUUGGGAGGCAUUGGAAACAUCACCAACAUCAUCAGGCUCAGAUACAGAGGACAGUGAGAUGGAAGGUGAUGCAGUCCAGGUUGCAGCAAGCAGCAACAAAAAGAAGCGCUGCGAAGUGUGUGGACCCAAGAAGGACAGAAAAACACAAUAUACAUGCAUCAAGUGCAAGAAGAAUGUGAAAACCAUGGGUGUGUGAUUGAAGAUUGCAGCAGGACUUCAUUGGAUCCAGGGUCAACAGGGGAUGCAGAUGACAAAGCUAAUCCUGUUGAUAUACGUAACUCUAAAGGGGUUUCUUCCUUCUACCUGUGCCCCCAUUGUACCCUUGGAUUCACCAUAGAACGCUUUUUCCAUGGUCACCUUAAGAG